Messenger RNA from Triplophysa rosa, 2080 nucleotides. Its product is annotated as translation initiation factor IF-2-like. The transcript is spliced from 5 exons. Bases 214 to 1902 code for a protein of 562 amino acids. The record is from RefSeq and is a predicted model, not a curated record. NCBI's taxonomy places the organism in Eukaryota, Metazoa, Chordata, Actinopteri, Cypriniformes, Nemacheilidae.
GACCCGGAGAGGAUCUGAAAGUAAGUUGCGCCCCGCUCGUUCCGUCGCCGGGUCGAUGUCGGCAGGCUCCAACUAACUUGCUUUACAUUUUUGUUUCUCUCUCUCUUUCGCUGUUCGCGUGUCUACAGGUGGGUCAGCGUCCUCAGGGGUGCCCACAUUGCUGAAACCACAGUGGACCAUUAUUUAAAGAAUGUUGCCCAGUUCCUGGACUACAUGUCGGAAACCUCUCCGCUGACCUGCCGCCUGUCAAAGCAGGCCAUGCUCAGGAUCCGGCGGGAGGUACGGACCCUGCUGAAGUCCCUCAAGAGGAAGGUCACAAUGCACCAAAUUGGGGUGAAGCAGGCCAAGGAAGGCCGGCUCAUUCCCAAAGUGGUGCUCCGUCGCUGCCGGGAGGAGGCCAAGAAGGGAAUCCCGCGGCUCCUCGAUCAACUGGAGAAAGACAGCAACCAGAAAACGCAGUUCAUGCUUUACGGCUACCUGACGGCCUUCUUCGCCUCAAUCUACGGCCACCGUUGUGGGGUGUUUCAAAACCUAACUAUCCAGGAGGUGGAGCAGGCCACCAGGUCAUCCAGCACCAGCGCCUUCCUCAUCAACGUUGCGCUGCACAAGACAAACCAGGCGUUCGGCCCGGCCCAGCUGUCGCUGACGUGCGAGGAGUACGGGUGGUUCCGGCACCUUCUCCGGCUGCGGGACGGACUGGUGGGUGGGCCGAGCGCCCGGUACUUCUUCUAUACAUCGACACCCAAUCCCUGCAAAAACCUAAACAAUUAUUUUCAGGGGGCUUGGGUGUCGAUGGGACUGCCGGGGAAGCCGACCUUCACUGACAUACGGACUUCCAUUGCCACCCACGCAAAAAACAGCCAUGGCACAGACAGCCGGCAGAAAGUGGCACAGUUCAUGUGCCACGAUACUUCCACGGCCGACAAGUUCUACGCCGUGAACCUAAACGCGAGGCAGGCCGUGGAACACCGCCGUUUGUUUGAGGAGGCGUUGGAGGGUGUCGAGGCCUCGCCGACCAGGGCAGACGACACGUUGGCGGCACGAAAAAGGCCCAUUAAGCGCAAGGGCAAAAUGAGUGGUUUAGAGAGGUCUAAAAAGCAGAGGGCUGAAUCGCCCUGCUUCUCCCUGACUCCUGGCAGCACGAGCUCGGAGGAAGCCGAAACGGUGCCAUAUCAGGAGUCUGGGGUGUCGGCACUGGAGUCCGAAGAGAGCUUGGCAGAGUUCCCCAGCGCCCUAGCUCAGUCAUCCCCCGCGUCGUCUUGCCCUGGUCCGACGUCACCAGAGUCUGAGUCGCCGGCGGAGGCAGCAUCACCGGAGCCGGCUUCCUCAGAGUCAGCCAGCUCUGACGCGGAGCCGGCCACCCCUGAGCCAUCUUUCUCGGAGCCGACCGCCGCCCCUGAGCCAUCAUUGUCAGAGCCGACCGCCGUACCAGAGCCGUCAUUCUCAGAUUCGACCGCCGUCCCAGAGCCGUCUUCCUCCGAGCUGACCGCCACCCCAGUGCCAUCUUUCUCAGAGCCGACCGCCGCCCCUGAGCCAUCAUUCUCAGAGCCGACCGCCGUACCAGAGCGGUCAUUCUCAGAUUCGACCGCCGUCCCAGAGCCGUCUUCCUCCGAGCUGACCGCCACCCCAGAGCCAUCUUUCUCAGCGACGCCUGUCAGAAAACUGAACGCCUCCAAGCAGGCAAAACUGAGGUUGGGUGUCAGGACCUCUGCGUUGAAAAGGCGGAGAGCAGUGGUGUUCCUGUCACCGUUGAAGAUACCGCCCAGUUUGCGCAAGAGACUUCUGAACCCAAGGAAAUCCCCUCAUAGGGUUUCCAAAUCCUACAGACUCUCUGGACUGGCUAACGCCAACCUGACCAGAAAAGUGGUCAAGGCAACUCUGGAGGGGAGAAAGGGUAAAUAGGGGAAUAAAUGUAAAUUUGUAUAUGGUUCUAUGUUAAAAUGUUCCAUUCUUUCUGAUGGCGUUGUUGUUGUUGUUGCUUCCAUUUGUGUUGUAAUGUUGUGUUGUUCUAUAUAGUUUUUAAAAUAUUAAAGUUUUCUAAAUAUUAAAGUUUAUUUAGCAAAAGUUUAACUUGUCCUCU